UUCCCCGGGAGACAACCCAGGCUCUUAUUUUCCCUCGAUCCAAGCACGUACGUCUCUCUCGUACUAGCCAAUUGCACAAUUCCAAGCCAUCAGUACUGACGUACUUUCCUGAUCAGAUAGCCCUUGGGGGUGGACCGGAGCAGUACUGCAAAAGUCAUGGCCUCAACUAUGCCGAGGAAGAUAAGGAAGGCCCUUGGAGCAGUGAAAGACCAAACCAGCAUUAGCCUUGCCAAGGUUUCCAACACCAACGCGGUCGACCUCGAGGUCUUGAUCCUCAAGGCCACCACCCACGUUGAAAUCCCCAUCGACGAGCGCUACGUGAUUGACAUCCUCGAACUCAUCGCCUCCAACAAAUUCUACGCAUCAGCUUGUGCCCAAGCCAUUUCGAAACGCAUUGGCAGGACUCGCAAUUGGAUCGUCGCGCUCAAGUCCCUCAUACUCGUCCUUCGGACUUUCCAAGACGGCGAUCCACAUUUCCCAGGGGAAGUUCUCCGGGCAAUGAGACGCGGUGCAAAGAUUUUUAACCUUUCCAGCUUCCGGGACGACUCUAAUUCUAGCCCAUGGGAUUACACUGCCUUUGUUAGAACCUUUGCUCUCUACCUUGACGAGCGCUUAGAUUGCUUUCUCACCGGGAAGCUUCAACGUCGUUUUACGUAUAAUAGGCAGAGAGAUAGCAUCCCCCAUAGAAGACGGCUCAUUUCCUCAUCCAUGCAUGACAUGAAACCGGCCAUACUGCUCGAUAGAAUCUCAUGCUGGCAGCGUCUGCUUGAUAGAGCUAUAGGCACCAGACCUACUGGUGCAGCCAGGAGCAGCCGGUUGGUCCUGAUUGCGCUUUACGCAAUUGUCCAGGAGAGUUUUGAUCUCUACCGUGAUAUUUCUGAUGGGCUUUCGCUCCUUUUAGACAGCUUCUUUCGUUUGCAAUAUCAAUCUAGUGUCAAUGCCUUUCAAACUUGUGUUAAAGCCACGAAACAAUUCGAAGAACUUUCUAGUUUCUAUGAUGUGUGCAAGAACAUUGGGGUAGGGAGAACCUCCGAGUAUCCUAGUGUGAAAAAGAUAUCCGACGAGCUUGUAGUGACAUUACACGAUUUCUUGAAAGAUCAAGCAUCUUUCCCUAAACAUAAUGAUCGAACGCCAUUGCUUCUUCCCGGGCCACCUCUCAAUGAUCCUACUUCGAAUGCUGAGAGCUUGUCAUGCGAUCAAUCAAAAACAUCAGGUCAGAGGGUUUCACGGACAGGUCGUUCGGAACGCAGUUGGAGUUGCACAACAUUGGAGGAUCUUAUGGGUGUUGCAGAACCCGCUGGGACAAACCCGCAGAUCACCGAGUUGAUUGAGCAAGAGUGUUACUCGGAGGAGCAAUCCGAGAAACAGCCUACUCUCCUAGAGGAUUUAAUUGGUUCUGACGUUUCCGGCUCCAACUUUUCGUUGCCCCUUAAACAAGGAACAAAUUCAUGUUUUGAGUCCAUGUGUCUGGACGAUGACUGGCCAAAACAUGAAGAGAAAAAAGAAGAAGAAGAAGAACAAUUAGGACAUGAAACUUCAGAGACAUCCGGUUUAGAAUUAGCUUGCCCGAUAAAUGGUAAUUGGGAGUUCGUUUUGUUCGAGUCAGAUCAAACCCAACAUGAGAUGCAACCUUUUAAAAACCUGGCCAACGAAUUUGAACCCUUGGUUGUGAAGGAGGACUCGUUGUUUCUAGCUUCACUUCCUCAGCACCAAUAUAAUCCAUUUCUAGAAGAAGCUGCGGCAAUUACAAUUUCCGCUGCACCUACUUCCGAUGAACCAGCAUUUUUUGCAGCGAACGAUUCGUUGUAUGCAGCGUGGCCAACUUUUAGCAUGCAAAUUGAUCAGACACUGGCAGCGCCAACAUUCAGUGCACAGAAUUUUGACAAUACGACGACCGUGGCGCCAACAUUUCGGGUACAAAACUCUAAUGAGACAGAGGAAGCACCGACGUUUUAUACGAAGAAUCCAAACGAGACGACAGCAGUAAUCCCAAAUGAAAAGGACCCUUUUGAGACGUGCACAGCUGCUAUGGCCUAUACACAUGUAUCUAAUGGGUCAAUGAAUCAACAAAGUCUGCUGCAUGAUCAGCAACAGCUAUGGUUGGAGAACCAGAACAAGAUCAUUGCAAAGCUGAUGACUUGAUUUGUGAAAUAAAAAUUGCAGAAUGUGAAUUUGUCUUUGAUUGUACAGGUGUAGUUAUCAACCUUCUUUAAUUAGUACCGCUGUCUUCUUUGCAUUUGUGUUUAAUGCAACGUACGUGAGAACUCAAAACAUAUUACCCUCUUUAUGAUAUUCGACCUCGGAUGCUGAUUCAUAUUGGAGUAAAACUUCGCUGACAGAACGAUGAUCUUCAAAUUGUAUCGCUCAUGAGCAUUGCCAAUGGUCUUGAUCAAAUUGUACAUUCUCUGGGUUCUUGAGCUCAUACCCAGUUGUCCCAAGUUGUAAUAUGGACUUCGGCCGAGGAUAUUAAUACAAAAAUGAGUUACAAAAAGUGAGAGCGAACCCCAUGUACAGACAAUCGAAAAUACAUCAAAUUGAAUCUCAUGUACAAACAAUCGAAUUAACUACAUCAAAUUGUCUAAUUUG
Juglans regia (Persian walnut) is the source of this 2586-nucleotide messenger RNA. RefSeq names its product clathrin coat assembly protein AP180-like. The transcript has a single exon. The coding region runs from base 157 to 2142 and encodes 661 amino acids. Gene Ontology annotation, cellular component: clathrin-coated pit; clathrin-coated vesicle. Gene Ontology annotation, biological process: clathrin-dependent endocytosis; clathrin coat assembly; vesicle budding from membrane. Gene Ontology annotation, molecular function: SNARE binding; 1-phosphatidylinositol binding; clathrin heavy chain binding. The record is from RefSeq and is a predicted model, not a curated record. Lineage: Eukaryota; Viridiplantae; Streptophyta; Magnoliopsida; Fagales; Juglandaceae.